UGUUACAUUUUCUCUCCCUUGCCCAACUGAGAAGGGGAGUGAUAGACCAGCUUUUUGGGCACCUGACUUUCAGCUAGGGUCAACCCACCACAACAGUGCAUAACCACUUACGUCAUAACUGUGGUUUCAUGUGAAGACUUCCCUACUGGGUGUUGUUUUUUAAUGUCUUUGUUACAGCUUUAUUGCAGUUCUGUGGCCACUUCUCUCCAAACAUAUAGUAGUAUUUCUUUUAUUUUUCAGUGAGCCUUAGCCUCUGUCCUUCUUCAAAGCAUCCCUUACUGCACUGAAUUUGAGUCUUAAAAAUAUCUUCCUUUUUAUUAUUGCAUGAAAUCUGUCUUUUCCUGCCAUUAGUUUUUUGUGGAAUGCUGUCCCAUGUGUUUGUGUCCAGGACUUAUCUUACUUACCUGGUCAGAAAUUUCUGUUAAGCAUAUUUGUGACCCAUGGCCUUGAAUCCUAACCCCGAGUUAAUCCUUGGCCAAUCCCAAUACAUUCUUGGCCAGACCUAGCAGUCUGACCUAGAAAUGUCAUUAGUGAUCUCACGACUAGGCCUUGAUAAAUUUCCCUUGUUGUCUUUGCCGUUGGAUCCAUGUGGGCAGCCCAUUUUCCAGGCUGACAGCUGGAUGUCUGUCAUGGUGGUAGCCAUGACAUUUGCAGCUUUGAGACUUUUGCAUCCCUUCCUUCAUGACCAACAGAGGAUAUCACAGUAAUAACCUGAUAAGCUUUUAAUGGAGUUCAACUUCCAUGAACUCACUGUCCUCACGCCAAUCCCAGGCCAGUGCUCUCUACUUUCUAACAUUUUCCAUAGUUAUCCAGUUUUUCUAACAUAUUUCUUCUCAUUUUUCUGUUGACUGUUAGUUUCACGAGCCCAAAGUUAUCUUGUGGUCUAGCAUUCCAGGGCAGUGGAAGAGGGAAUAGGAGAAGAUGAACGAAAUAUUAUUUACUAAUGGAGCUGUAUUAUUGAAGUGCUUGAAGUGUUUUAUAUUUCUUAUUGCUCCUUCUAUUAGUGACACAUUGCAAGACAAAAUUGAAGAACACAUACUUUAUUAAGAAGAAAAUAUAAUAUGGAACUUAGAACCAAAGAUUUUGUUUCCAGAGGUGUUUAUGGAUUCUGAUGCCUCAUAAUUGUAUGAUGUUGCAUUUUUCCUUCUGUUGUUUUCUCUUUUUCCUUUUCUCUCCCUGCCCCCCACCCCCUGAAGAAAUCAUUGUAGGUUUGGUGUCUUGGAAAUAUGGAAUCAAUCUCUAUGAUGGGGAGUCCCAAGAACCUCAAUGAAACUUUUCUACCAAAUGUUGCUAAUGGUAUCAAGGAUGCCAGUAAGGUCACAAUAGGCAUCAUUGGAAGUGGAGACUUCGCUAAGUCAUUGACAAUUAGACUCAUCAGAUGUGGGUACCAUGUGGUUGUAGGAAGCAGAAACCCUAAACAUGCUGCUGAAUUCUUUCCCCAUGUGGUUGAUGUCACUCAUCAUGAAGAUGCAGUAGCAAAAACAAACAUCAUUUUUAUAGCCAUACACAGAGAACAUUACAUCUCUUUGUGGGACCUCAAACAUUUACUUGCUGGUAAAAUUCUGAUUGAUGUCAGCAAUAAUACAAGAGUAGACCAAUAUCCGGACUCCAAUGCAGAGUAUUUGGCAUCACUUUUUCCUGAUUCCCUGAUUGUCAAAGGAUUCAAUGUAAUUUCAGCUUGGUCACUGCAGUUAGGACCAAAGGAUGCCAGCAGACAGGUCUAUAUAUGCAGUAACAAUGUUCAGGCUCGCCAUCAAGUUAUUGAGCUUGCCCGUAAGCUCAGUUUUAUUCCUAUUGAUGUGGGGGCAUUGACAUCUUCAAGGGAAAUUGAAAACUUGCCUCUGCGACUGUUCACCCUGUGGAAGGGGCCUGUACUGAUUGCUAUUAGCCUGGCAACAUUUUUCUUCAUCUAUUCAUUCAUCAGAGAUGUAAUCCAUCCAUACAUGAGAAGCCAGCAGAGCGACUUUUACAAGAUUCCCAUUGAGAUCGUGAACAAGACUCUGCCAAUUGUUGCAAUCACUUUACUUUCUCUAGUGUAUUUAUCAGGACUUCUUGCAGCUGCUUACCAGCUUUACUAUGGCACUAAGUAUCGGCGGUUUCCACCUUGGCUGGACAACUGGCUCCAGUGUCGAAAGCAGCUUGGACUGCUCAGUUUUUUCUUUGCAACAGUGCACGUGGUGUACAGCCUGUGCUUACCCAUGAGGAGAUCGGAGCGGUACUUGUUCCUCAACAUGGCGUAUCAACAGGUUCAUGCAAAUGUUGAAAAUUCUUGGAAUGAGGAAGAAGUGUGGCGAAUUGAAAUGUAUAUUUCCUUUGGAAUAAUGAGUCUUGGAUUGCUUUCUUUGCUGGCAGUAACUUCCAUCCCUUCAGUAAACAGUGCCUUAAACUGGAGGGAGUUCAGUUUUAUUCAGUCAACGCUUGGAUACAUUGCUCUGCUUAUAAGUACUUUCCAUGUACUGAUUUACGGAUGGAAAAGAGCUUUUGAAGAAGAGUAUUACAGAUUUUAUACACCACCAAAUUUUGUUCUUGCCCUUGUUCUGCCUUCCAUUGUAAUUCUAGGUAAGAUCAUUUUACUUUUGCCAUGUGUAAGUAGGAAACUGAGGAGAAUUCGAAGAGGAUGGGAGAAAAGCCGUGUUAUAGAAGAAGUAAGUGGGUCUGUUCCACAUCUCUCCCCAGAAAGGAUAACUGUAAUGUGAUGAUAUUUGUUAUCACUGUUGUACACGUUUGGGUUUUUUUGUCAUAAACUUGUAUUUUUAGAAGUUAAGUAGGAGUAAAGUCACUUGCUUGGCAUAUGGUACAAGCUAUGAUACUACCAAACUAUGAGAAGUUUAUAACUGGAUGACUAUUACUUCUGAUAACUACAAAAAUAUUUUUGUUUUGAAUUACAGAGAGCAGACUAUUAUGAAAUCAAAAAAUUUUUAAUGUUCCUUUCCACAGUAAAAUCACAACAGUAUUUUAUUAUAACUAUGCUUUUCAGAUACUUCUUUGACUUAGAGCAUAUGCGUCAGAGUGCUGUUUAUUAAUACCACAUUUUCUGGGCAGUAUUUCUUCUAGUAAAACCACACUUCUGUUACUGAGUUCAGAAUAUAGAUAAAUAAUUUAGGACAUAAUCAUGUUUUGAAAUUAAUUUGUAAUGAUCACAGAAUCAUAUAAUCACAGAACAGUUUGAGUUGGAAGGGACCUUAAAGAUCAUCUGGUUCCAACCUCC
This is a messenger RNA of Corapipo altera (White-ruffed manakin), 3208 nucleotides long. It is a transcript of the gene STEAP2, whose product is annotated as STEAP2 metalloreductase. Gene Ontology annotation, molecular function: cupric reductase (NADH) activity; ferric-chelate reductase (NADPH) activity. The transcript is spliced from 4 exons. Lineage: Eukaryota; Metazoa; Chordata; Aves; Passeriformes; Pipridae. Gene Ontology annotation, cellular component: plasma membrane; endosome. The record is from RefSeq and is a predicted model, not a curated record. Gene Ontology annotation, biological process: copper ion import. Bases 1227 to 2696 code for a protein of 489 amino acids.